Messenger RNA from Suillus subalutaceus, 714 nucleotides. RefSeq lists its product as uncharacterized. The transcript is spliced from 3 exons. NCBI's taxonomy places the organism in Eukaryota, Fungi, Basidiomycota, Agaricomycetes, Boletales, Suillaceae. The record is from RefSeq and is a predicted model, not a curated record. The coding region runs from base 1 to 714 and encodes 237 amino acids.
AUGUAUCUUCCCGCGCACGAGACAACAUUCAUCGUUGGCUCAAGCGGUUCCGGCAAGUCCACGCUCGGUGCAAUCUUAAUGAGGGGUUUACAAUCCAACCUCUGGCUCGCUGGUGUGGCUCAGGGCGCAGCAUCUGCACUUGUCUUCCAUGGAAGCCUCCACGAGAACGUGGCCCUUGCCACCGUAGGAAGAGGCAAACGAACGGAGGAUGUUACCAGAGGAGAAGUGGAAGAGGCAUGUAGAGUUGCGAUGCUCGAGUCUUGGGUGACGGAUCUAGACCAAGGCUAUGAGCGGCAUUGGUGCAGAAGGCAUUCAGUUGACGACAUCACUUUGCCUUCCAAUCGUCAUCGAUCCCUGAGCAGUUGUAUCUGCACAGGAUUGAUUGCUAUCUCGACUGCUGUAAUCACGGUUGUCAUAUUUGCAUCAGUGUUUAACGCUUGCAACAACCUCUUGGAUCCAAAUGUUCGAGAGCGCAUUUGCAAGAAAUGGGAUAUCGAGCUCCGCCACCACGAGGAAGAUGUACUCAAGCACGCUGAUACCAAACAGCAAUGGGGACUUGAAGACAAGGAAAGAAUCUGUCUCCGCCAACAAUGGGAGAGGGAAGCGGAAGAACACAAACGUGAAGUGGAGCAGAGGCAGAGGUGCGAAGAAGAAGAACGCUUACGAUUGAAUAUGUUUUGCACAUCAUACGACACUCAAGAGUACACUGCCUGA